Molecule: messenger RNA, 897 nt
Organism: Fusarium redolens
Lineage: Eukaryota; Fungi; Ascomycota; Sordariomycetes; Hypocreales; Nectriaceae
Product: Isochorismatase-like protein
Exons: 2
Coding region: 259-840 (193 amino acids)
Source: RefSeq, a predicted model, not a curated record
AAUGGACACAAGAGUCAACAUCCAGCCUAGUCCAGGCGUAAUUGGUGAUUUUGCGCUGUACCUGGAUUAAUUGCUUGUCGGCUUUCCUUCCAAUUACGUGCUUUUUUACCUUAAUUCGACCUUGGCUGCUGAGUAAUGGGAAUAUCAUCAAGUUGGACCAUUACUUAGGUGAGGGGUCAAUAACCUAACCAUUAUAUAAACUACAUACGUGCUCUUUGAAACAAUAUUCAUUACCCACGACACAAUCAAGAAAACAAAAUGACUUCAGCAACAUCCUUCCGCGACCUCGUUGGUAUCCCGGCCUCCACGGCUAGCCCCUCUGAUAGCGUUCUCAUCAUCAUUGACGCGCAGAAUGAGUACGCUGAGGGACAGCUCAAAGUCACCAACGCUGCUGAGUCGCGCAAAGUCAUCGCUGGACUCCUGGAGAAAUACAGAGCCGCAAACGGAAGCAUUGUGCAUGUCGUCCAUGAUACACCAGAAGGCGCUCCCGUCUUUACCCCCGGUACCAAGCUCGCCGAGGAGUUUGAUGAGCUGAAGCCCAAGGAUGGCGAGGCUGUUAUCCACAAGAACUUCCCUGGUUCUUUCACCAAGACAGAUCUGCAGAGUGUUCUGGAUAAGACUGGAAAGAAGAAGGUUGUUCUCACAGGCUACAUGGCCCAUGUAUGCGUCUCGACUACUGCACGACAGGCUGAUGAGCUUGGCUUUGAUGUCAUCAUCCCUGAAGAUGCUGUAGGUGACCGAGAUAUCCCCGGUGUCGACGCCUCACAGUUGGUCAAGGUUGCACUGAGCGAGAUUGGUGAUGCUUUCGGAACCAUCAUCAAGAGCAGCAGCAUUGCUUAGAUUUAUCUAUAUGCAGAUGUGAUAUAAACUUUUACAAUCUAUUCAUUACACUUCAUU